AUGUCUGGAAACCAAUCGCAGAACACGAACAACGAGCUCCUGGACGCCGUCCAGCAAGCGUUCAACGACAUGGAAAGCCGCGCCAGAGUCCUGCAGGCCACCAUGCGUGAUACCGUGGAGAGGCGCCAGCGACAAAAUCCCGCCAGCGGCAGUGUGAGCACCCAAAGCACGGGCACCCAGACCGAUCGCAGCCUCACCCUCAACGGCUCGCAGCUCGACUUCCUCGAGGGAAGGUUGAGGUCAUUGCAGACCGUGCUCUCGCUCUGGGCAAGGGUUUUGUCGCUCAGUAUGGCAGACAAGGCUCGCAUCGUCGCGGUCUCCAGCAUUAGUUCCGCGAUUGCGGAACAGCUCCAGAUAGAGUUGGGACCCAGGUUGGGCGAGCUCGUGCAGCAAUUUGCUGAUAUCGGUAUGAUGGGCUGGGUCAACCAGGAGCGUAGCAGGAUUGCUGCGGCCAGGGCAGAGCGGGAGGGUUGA
This is a messenger RNA of Zasmidium cellare ATCC 36951, 474 nucleotides long. RefSeq lists its product as uncharacterized. Lineage: Eukaryota; Fungi; Ascomycota; Dothideomycetes; Mycosphaerellales; Mycosphaerellaceae. The transcript has a single exon. The record is from RefSeq and is a predicted model, not a curated record. Bases 1 to 474 code for a protein of 157 amino acids.